Molecule: messenger RNA, 693 nt
Organism: Candidozyma haemuli
Lineage: Eukaryota; Fungi; Ascomycota; Pichiomycetes; Serinales; Metschnikowiaceae
Exons: 1
Coding region: 1-693 (230 amino acids)
Source: RefSeq, a predicted model, not a curated record
AUGGUUUAUUUCUUCAAAGCAGCUAUCAAGUCUGAUCUAGACGAAUUCGCUCUAGAUGACGGCUCGGAAUGCGUCAUCUACAUGGGUAGAGAUAAGGUGGAGAACGAUACCCUUUUGAAGAAGUCGCAUCCAAAGAAUAUAUGGUUUCACGUCGACAAGCAUAGCUCUGCUCACUUGUACAUACAGCUUAGUGCUGAGGAGCAGAACCAGAAGUUUGAAGAUCUCAAGCUCAGUCAAGAUCUACUAGAACAGGUCGGCCAGCUCACGAAAGCUAACUCCAUCAAGGCCAACAAGCUCAACAACAUAUCCAUCAUAUAUACCCCAGUUGAUAACCUUAGAUCGGAUGGCUCAAUGGAUAUCGGUACUGUCACAUUCAUUAACCCUCAGAAGGUGAAGCGUGUUCAUAUUUCCAAGAAAGAGAACGCCAUUGUGAAUAAACUCAACAAGACAAAGACAGAGAUGUCCACUGAAGCAUUUGCCCAGCAGCAAGAUGAAAUGCUCAAAGAGUGGACAAGAAACAAGAAAGAGCUUCAAAGGAAACAAGAGCAAAAUGAGAGAGAGGUUUCCAAGCAAUACGAAGAGCAGAAAGCUUUUAAUAAAGACCCAUACGCAAGUAUGUUCUCAGAGGAGAACCUACGUGCCAGCAGCAACGAAUUCCGUAACGAGAAUUGGGUUGAAGACGAGUUUUGGUAA